AUGUCAGAAAAAGCUUCUCAACAAGACAUGGCAAAAUCUCGUAUUCCAUUGGAAUACCGUGAUUACUGUGCAAACCUUUUGAUCCCCCUUAACAAGUGUAGAGGCGAGACCUUUUACCUCCCCUGGAAGUGUGAGACUGAACGCCAUGCUUAUGAAAAGUGUCAAUAUGAUGACUUCAAGCGUCGUAUGAAGGAACAACAAGCAAAGGCAGAAGAAGAGGAUUAA
This is a messenger RNA of Mucor velutinosus, 225 nucleotides long. RefSeq lists its product as uncharacterized. NCBI's taxonomy places the organism in Eukaryota, Fungi, Mucoromycota, Mucoromycetes, Mucorales, Mucoraceae. Gene Ontology annotation, cellular component: mitochondrion. The record is from RefSeq and is a predicted model, not a curated record. The transcript is spliced from 3 exons. Bases 1 to 225 code for a protein of 74 amino acids.